CAUUUUGAUAGGAUUUACUACUCCAAAGGGUUAUAAUAAUUAUUGUCUUAUGAAUAUUUUUAUUAGGUCAUCCAUUUUUUUGUUCAUUGUUUUUCUAGUGGGUUUACCUAAUGCAUCUCUGUUUUAAAUUGGGCAGAAAGAGGGGAAAGGUUGCUGUCUUGGAACUGGCAGUUGAUGUGUACGCUAUUGAGUUUGUAAGAUUCAUCACAUUUAUUAGUUGCCCUUCAUAUGUUUCUGCAGCAGCUGUUAAGGCAAAUUUAUUUGAUGUGGCUUUAAAUACAAAUAUUCUUGAUACUGUCUCUAAUGGUUCCUUGAGGUAAGGCCUUUAGUAUGAUUUGCCAAGUUUAAUAUAGUUCUACACAUCAGAGGUCAAUAUUUUAAAGACUGGUUGUUCUUUACAGGCCAGUCUGAUUUUCUUUCUUUUUAAAAAAAUCUAUUUUAGGUGCUUAAACUGAUUAAAAAAAGGUAUCACGUUGACAUCAUACGCUGGAAAGCUGGUUGGGGUCAUCUGGGACAUGUUACUUCUGAUUCUUCAAUCCAUAGUGCUCUUUUUCGGAUUGUUUGCAGGACUUCACAAGCAUUGGAGAAACUUCACGUUAGCCGUCUCUUUGAUGUCACGAAAAUUGAAGGAUACAUCUUCCAGCCUCCCCAUCUUUCUUCAAUCAGUUUUGUCAUCUGCAACAAAACCAAUAUCUGUAGUUGCUGCUGUUGUCUCCUUGGUAUCUUAUUUUCGCAAUCUUGUAAGGAUUCUCUCGAUGCUUGAACUGAAAACCUUUUUCAUAUUAUUACACUAUCCAGUAAUGCCUGCUUUUUUUAUUGCUGUAUUUGCCACCAAAGAGUUAAUGGACGUCCAACCAGGUAAUGCUGGUGAUGGGAAGCUUCCAGCAAUUGAGGUUUCCUCUGGGCCAGUAGAGUCUAAAAGUUCAAGCCUUGUAGAUGCAGUACUUUGUUAUGUUGUAAAUUCUGACAGUGAUAUCAAUAAGAAUAUUUUGUGUUGA
Messenger RNA from Humulus lupulus (European hop), 998 nucleotides. RefSeq lists its product as uncharacterized. Bases 516 to 998 code for a protein of 160 amino acids. The record is from RefSeq and is a predicted model, not a curated record. The transcript is spliced from 6 exons. NCBI's taxonomy places the organism in Eukaryota, Viridiplantae, Streptophyta, Magnoliopsida, Rosales, Cannabaceae.